UUGGAAUCCGGAGUUUUCAGACAAAGCGAACUAAGCUGGAUUCAGCCACCCGGCGCACUAACCGAGGAGAUUACCUAAUAGUUACACCAAAUCCCGCCUGAACAUCUCCGGCCAAACAACAAAUAUCAAUGACAACGUCGGGACAAAGACUCACCACUCUCCUCUCAAAGCCCUUCUCGGUGCCCAAUCUCUCUCCAUUACGCUCGCUCGAGCCUCUACUCCGUUUCCCAGUGCAAUUAGAAGCCACCUGCGCUUAGCCUGCCCCCUCCGCUGGUGGUCUUGCGUUCUCCGAAGUCCUCCGCCCCGUCUCCUCGAAUCCAUCCUUACCCGCCCGCCAUGUUUUACCGAACCGCCGCUGCUCGCUCUAUCCUGAGGGCAGCAACCAGCUCAAAUUCAUCUGUAACACGCUCGGCAUUGUCCAGCACCAUUUUCAAGGCCCAAUUGACUUCGUCUGUCCGCCAAGCCGCUGUCACUCGUUCGACAUCUCUCGCACUAGCCGCCCGCAAACCUACAACCACCGCUCUUACCCGAUAUGCCUCGACAGCUGCUGUCAAGACCAACGAGCCUACGCCAGCGCGGAAGGCUGAGGAAGAGGAGGAUAUUGAUAUGAUGGCUGGUGUAAAGAGCGAUAUGAAAAUUAUCCGUGAGACUUUCUCUCUCAAGGAAGUUCCCAAAGAAGCCUUGUACCUCGGAUUGGCCGGUGUCCUUCCUUACCUCGCGACUUCGCUUCAAACUGUUUACUUGUCCUGGGAAUUGAACAAUGCCAUCACCACUGGUACUGGCUACUACAUCACCGGCCAAACUGCGGAAAUGAUGAUGAGCAUUCUUGAGCCGGUUCAGGUUGGAUAUGGCGCAGUUAUCCUCUCUUUCCUCGGCGCCAUCCACUGGGGUCUGGAAUGGGCCGGCUACGGUGGAAAGGUUGGCUACCAACGAUAUGCUAUUGGUGUCGUCGCACCUGCCGUCGCCUGGCCCACCCUAUUCAUGCCUAUUGAAUACGCCCUGAUCUCUCAGUUCUGUGCCUUCACCUUCCUGUACUAUAACGACGCCCGCGCCGCGGUUAAGGGCUGGACGCCAUCCUGGUACCACAUGUACCGCUUCGUCCUGACCUUCGUUGUCGGUGCCAGCAUCGUUAUCAGUCUGAUCGGCCGUGAAGCCCUUGCCACCCACUAUGAGUCCCGGAACGAACUGACCAAGAAGUGGAAAGAGUUGGCGCGCCGGCAAAAGGAGACAGCGGCCGUCAAGGCAGCGGAGUCCACCGAAGAGCAAUAAAUAAUGCUCGCGGCGCAGGUGUUGCGUUUGUGCCAUAGGGUUUAAAGUAUCUAAUCGUUUCCACCCUCCCUACGGCACCCCAAAGUUACUCCCACCAUUUGUUUAGUCCUUUUGUAAAUUAAGAAAAAGCAGAAAACGAGAACCAAAAAUAUAUAUAUAUAUAUAUAUAUAUAUAUGUCCAACCACAAAGCAAGACGCUGCGAAUUUUUCAUUUGUAUAUACCUCACUAAUAAUGGUUACCCCAAUCCCAUUAUUUUACGUUUGGAAACACAUGGCUAUUGCUAUCAAUUCAUCCGUGAGGAGGCUAUGCGUCCCCCCCAUUCUUUUCCUUUGAAGUUGGGGGGGAGGGAAGAAAAGAGGUCCAGUUUUUUCGGCGAUUCUAUAUUGCCAGAAUAUGAGCACUUAACAGAAGCGCAGGACGUAGCCCCAGAAUUUAGACGUUUUAUUCGACAAGGAAAUAGGAAUAUCAACGUUCUCGCCGUUAUUUUAUGAUAUGUGCUUGAAUUAGGUUUAUAGCCUCGUAUAAAACCUGCUACUAAAGCUUGAAGUGAACGGGGGUAAAUGGCCCAUAAGAUGUUCCAACAGAUGAUGUAAAGUAUCUAGAGUAUGGGGCGCAGUAUGUCAAAAAAUUGAAGCUAAUCAUUCCGUGUCCCCUAGGAGUCGGUUUUGUCACUAUCCAAAGGAUCGGUUCAUCUUAAGAAGGCCGGCCCAACAAGUACGGUCAAGGCAACCUCAUUCCCCAUUAACCAUCGGCGGAUCACCUCGCAACGACGUCAGAAGUAUAAAUAAAUAAGAAACACGGAGAGAAGCCGCACUUUUUGCACAUCAUUACUAGUUACAGCUGAUCAGCCUUAGACGUCUAAUAUUGCUUGACAGCAUACCAUUUGGCCCCCUCACAUACCUCCAAACGCACAAGAGCUGAAACGAGCUAUGAUGAACGGCGAUUUCUCUUGUGCAGCAGCACAUAAAAGCAUGAGCUUCAGAACUCUUGAAUCUCUCAAGAGCUCCAGGUGCUUCUCAAAGUAAAUUUUUUACUUCAAAAGACGUUCAUUUUCACAGCGAUCCAAUCCAACGUGCUUUUCUGUUGCCGACCAACUGCACCAGACGUCCCUCCUUCCCCCCUCUGCAACAAAGAUCAUGCCACGAUCGAACUACGACAGGGCGUACAAGCACUUACACUUCAACUAUGUUCUGGGGAUUAUCACGAUCUUCACGGGCGUUUGUGGCUUUUGUUUGGUGACUUAUGCUAUAUCGCAGCAGGAGUGAGAUGGUAGCCUCCUGUUGGAAGUCUUUAUCUCAUUUGACCUAUGAUAUACCUACCUCCCCACUAACAACAAGGUGGGUGGGCAAAUCAUUUAGACAUGUAUACAUCGAUGGCGUGGGAGGAAUCGCGGCCAUUUUCUUCAUGGCACCAGUGAGUACUCUUGUGGACGAGAGAACGCAGUUCCAUCUAUGCAAAGUAUUGAUUUGCUGCGCGAUAAGAAAUCAGCAAUCAUCGGUCACCUUUUGCUUUUAUUCCCUUUGGCUGAUUCAACAAUGUUCGUUCGAUCAUGGGCUAAUUAAUAUUAACAAACACCAAAGCUCGCGCUUACCUUCGUUUGCCCUUCGUUUGCUCACUUGCCUAUGUAAUAGCUGUAUGGGUGAAGAAGUCAAGGGCGUCGAUGCACCCAGGCAUCCCCGUUGGAUUUGACCUGAUCACCGCGCUGUCCUUGGCUAGCUUGAGUGGAUUUGCAUGCGAUGUCAUGAUCACCUGGGGUCCCUGUGAUGUGAAAAAGAGCGAGGAAUGCGCCGUGACGAAAAGGAUAACAGCUACCGAGAGGACGGCGCAGGUUUUGACGUUUAUCGAUUUGCCAGUUUUCGCCCUUCAGAUAUGACAGUGUAUUCCACUUGAUCCUUCUCGUCUUCGUGUGCAUGGCGUGUCACAAGGAGAGGCGGUUUCAGAAAAGCGACAAGGCGAAUGCCUAUGUCAUUGAGCUGCAACAGACCGGACCUAGGGUCCCUAAGGUCUGAGAGAAUGAGAUACGACCGGUGUGCAAAACAUCCGCGCGAACUAGAUGAGUAUAACGGGCGAUGACAAUUAAUGUUAAUGUUUUCUUCCGCCGGGGUGUAUGCUAUGUCAGCCGGCGCAGAAGGAAGACAUCAAAGAUGGAUAAGGUGUGUCGCACUCGGGCGUUGUUUGAGAUGCCAAUGGAUGUUAACAUCGGCGAGCGAGGAUGGUCUUUAUCUUUUCUGCUGGCUAGGUGGAUACUGCCGCCAUAUAAUGUCUAAUUAAUAUUCCAGUAUAAUGUCUAAUAUUUAAUAAAUAGUCCAAACUAGCGAAAGCACAGCUUUUGUUAUCUAUAUCUCCUCCCCUGAAUAAUGUGGGGCGGAAGAUCGAAUUGACGGAUGCGAAAGGCCGAGCGAGCUAAUGAGAUGGGCCCAAGGCGAAGAGCUCAUAAGCCGGGAGAUCUUCUUUUCGUUCUUGGACCGUUUUAUAUGAAAUCCAUAUAUGCAUGAUAUCCAGUUGUCAAAGUGGUUUGCAGAGGAAUUAGAGUUAGGGUUGAUUACACGUCACUUUAUGUGCCAUCAAGACACUUUUCAAAGCUUGCGCGUUUGGAAUUCUCCUUAUAUUCUGAAAUAAGUUAUAGUGGACUAUUUAAAAUUCUGAAUGAAGUAUGAGAUAUGGUGAAUCGUCACAAGGACAGUGUGUUCUGUCCGCUGGCAUCCGUCCGAUUUGUGAAGCGGGUUUUACAGCGGUUAGGUCCCCGAACUUUGGCCAUGGCGAGAGAAGUGCGGAGGAGGGAAAAUAAUGGAUUACAAGAUAUGCAUAUGCAUCAAAUGUGCGGCUUUAAAAACCACAAUAUCGACUUAUAUAAAUCUGUUAGGAUAGCCGUAGAAACAUCG
Molecule: messenger RNA, 4152 nt
Organism: Blastomyces gilchristii SLH14081
Lineage: Eukaryota; Fungi; Ascomycota; Eurotiomycetes; Onygenales; Ajellomycetaceae
Exons: 4
Coding region: 337-1269 (310 amino acids)
Source: RefSeq, a predicted model, not a curated record